AUGUCCCCAAACAGUCGGCAGACGGCCCAAGUGCAUGGCUUGGUCGGAAAGCCGUUGCUAUAUUUCACAAGUGUCUUCGUAUCGUUGGGAGUUUUCCUCUUCGGUUACGACCAGGGAGUUAUGUCCGGGAUUAUAACGGGUGCUUAUUUCAAUGACUACUUCGAUCAACCCUCGAAAGCUGCAAUCGGCACUGUGGUCGCCAUAUUGGAAGUUGGGGCCUUCAUUUCCUCUCUACUAGUCGGACGAAUUGGCGAUUUGAUAGGUGGGGCACUGCAGGCUUUCGCGACGGACUUGUCCAUGAUGAUGGUCGGCCGUAUCAUUGCCGGUCUGGGAGUCGGAGCAUUGUCCACAAUAGUUCCAGUCUAUCAAUCUGAGAUCUCGCCGCCCCAUAAUCGAGGGAAGCUGGCGUGUAUUGAGUUCACCGGCAAUAUUUCCGGUUACGCCGCCAGUGUCUGGGUUGACUACUUUUGUAGUUUUAUCGACAGCGACUACUCAUGGCGUCUUCCACUACUAUGCCAGUGCAUCAUGGGCGCCCUACUUGGUGUAGGAAGCCUAAUAAUAUGUGAAUCGCCGAGAUGGCUACUGGACAACGACUACGAUGAGGAAGGCAUGAUGGUUAUAGCUAACCUCUAUGGAAAAGGAGACCUGCAUAAUGACAAGGCUAGACAAGAGUAUAGAGAGAUCAAAAUGAACGUGCUUCUUCAGCGGCAGGAGGGUGAAAGAUCCUACACUGAUAUGUUCAGAAGGUACCGCAAGCGAGUAUUGAUAGCAAUGUCAGCCCAGGCCUUGGCCCAGCUGAACGGCAUCAAUGUCAUUUCAUAUUACGCGCCGCUUGUGUUUGAAUCGGCAGGGUGGGCAGGCCGCGACGCCAUUCUGAUGACAGGGAUUAAUGCAAUCUCUUACCUUGCAUCCACAGUUCCUCCAUGGUAUCUUGUGGACCGCUGGGGAAGACGACCGAUCCUACUCUCUGGAGCAGUUGCAAUGAUCAUUUCUCUCUCUUUGAUCUCAUAUUUCAUCUAUAUUGACGUGGCAGCAACCCCUACCCUGACAGUCAUAUUUGUCAUGAUUUACAAUGCCGCUUUUGGUGCCUCGUGGGGACCAAUACCAUGGCUAUACCCCCCGGAAAUACUACCGCUGAGCAUUCGAGCUAAGGGUGCUAGUCUCAGCACGGCCUCUAAUUGGGCCUUCAACUGGCUAGUUGGAGAGGUUACACCUGUUCUUCAAGAUGCUAUCAAGUGGCGCCUCUAUCUUGUCCAUGCCUUUUUUUGUGCCUGCAGUUUUGUCCUCGUCUACUUUCUAUACCCUGAAACUAGUGGCGUCCGCUUGGAAGAUAUGAAUUUACUUUUUGGGGACGCAACGACCGCAGUACCCACACCAGCUACGCAAGGAGAAAGAGGGUCCCUAAUGGGUGCAGGUUCUCCUGUUUCCUCUCUUGACAUCCGGCGACAGUAUGGUCAACUUGGAGCAGAAAGCGCCAUCCCUGGGCUGGAUAUUGACCCUCCGAAUAUGAACAGCGACGAUAACAAUAAGUCGAUCAGACCUGGCUCUCAGGAGGGCGAUCACAGCCCAUCAGAAGGUAUAGCUGGUUGGAUUUCCAACAUGGUUUCGCGUCACAGGCGAUCAGGGCAUCCGGGGCAACAAGACCGCCAGUAUAGGAGGCUUGGGCAAGAGGAAGAUUAG
Messenger RNA from Aspergillus melleus, 1680 nucleotides. It is a transcript of the gene HGT3, whose product is annotated as putative MFS monosaccharide transporter. Gene Ontology annotation, cellular component: membrane. NCBI's taxonomy places the organism in Eukaryota, Fungi, Ascomycota, Eurotiomycetes, Eurotiales, Aspergillaceae. The record is from RefSeq and is a predicted model, not a curated record. Gene Ontology annotation, molecular function: carbohydrate:proton symporter activity. The transcript has 7 exons. Bases 1 to 1680 code for a protein of 559 amino acids. Gene Ontology annotation, biological process: transmembrane transport; carbohydrate transport.